CAACGCUGUUGUUAUGCCUGCUGGGGUGAACGAUAAUGAUUAGUUAAACGUUGCUUUACCCUGAUCUGUCCCGCAUUUCUUUGACCGAUCCAUGCUUAUGCUAUUGGGUUUAUCGGGAGCUGUGCCAGCACUCAGCAACUAAUUUCGACGGUCCUCAAAAUGUCUGGGGCCGCCGGUGGAGGGGCGUCUUCUUGCAUUGGCGCAGCCGCUGCGAGUUGUAGCUCAGCCGGUUCCUCCUCUGGCCCAGCAGGCACAGGCGGAGGAAUCGCAGGCAGGCUACCAAGUCGAGUUCUAGAGCACAUCUUUUCUUAUUUGGAUUUACCAGACCUAAUGAGGUGCUCUCUAGUGUGCUGGCACUGGAACAACUGUCUAGCUGAUGAGAAUAGCGAGGUGUGGCGGAGCCUGUGUAGCCGUGUCCUCAGCGAGGAAGCUCUGCGCUCUGACAUACUUUGUAACCUGUCAACGUACAAGGCAAAGCUAAAGUCCUUUCAGCAUGCCCUGAGCUCUCAUGACUGCUCCCGUAAUGUUUACGUCAAGAAGAACGGCUUUACUUUGCACCGCAACCCUAUUGCCCAGAGCACUGAUGGUGCCCGUGGCAAGAUUGGCUUUACUGAGGGUCGUCACGCCUGGGAGAUCUGGUGGGAGGGACCCCUUGGGACUGUGGCUGUGAUUGGCAUAGCAACCAAGAGGGCACCCAUGCAGUGCCAAGGUUAUGUGGCACUUCUAGGAAGCGAUGACCAGAGCUGGGGCUGGAACCUGGUGGAUAACAACCUACUUCACAAUGGGGAGGUUAAUGGCAACUUCCCACAAUGCAACAAUGCGCCCAAGUACCAGAUUGGAGAGAGAAUCCGUGUGAUCCUUGACAUGGACGAUAAAACUUUGGCUUUCGAGCGGGGCUUCGAAUUCCUUGGAGUGGCGUUCCGGGGCCUUCCCAAAGCCUGCCUCUUCCCGGCUGUCUCAGCUGUCUACGGCAACACAGAAGUGACAAUGGUGUACCUGGGCAAGCCCCUGGAUGGGUGAACAGGUGCAAGUAAAGUGCCAUAAUGAGGAAGGCAGAAGAGUGCCAAGAGCACGGGUGGCAUAGAGGUGGACUCUUUUAACAUUCCACUGCAGGAGUGAGAGCCAAGCUGGGUGUGCUGGGAUUGGUGGAGGAUUAAAGGGGGGGGGGGGUAAAAAGGAGGCUGACUCUCACCAGUACUUAUCAGCGGAAUCACUAUGUUUAUACGCCGUAAAUGUUUCUCUCAUUGACGGCCCAGGACGUUGUAUUUUUAUUUCAUUUUAAUCUAAUUUAUGAAGUAACAUUGCAAAAGCCGGUAAAUGUAAAUUGUAAGUAAGCCAAGCCAGACUGGUCAUGUGGCAAAUUUUAUAGUGUAAUAUAUCUGA
This is a messenger RNA of Chanos chanos (milkfish), 1383 nucleotides long. RefSeq names its product F-box protein 45 (gene fbxo45). The coding region runs from base 160 to 1020 and encodes 286 amino acids. The transcript has 3 exons. Gene Ontology annotation, biological process: proteasome-mediated ubiquitin-dependent protein catabolic process; synapse assembly involved in innervation. Gene Ontology annotation, molecular function: protein binding. The record is from RefSeq and is a predicted model, not a curated record. Lineage: Eukaryota; Metazoa; Chordata; Actinopteri; Gonorynchiformes; Chanidae. Gene Ontology annotation, cellular component: SCF ubiquitin ligase complex; synapse.